AUGGAGUUCUCUUCGCCGCUCGCUGCUCUACGCCCGCAGCCGUACCAAUCUUGGGCUUUUGGAAAUGACUUUCCAGCUUCCAGGACCAUGUAUGGUGGUUGUGGCGUUGUCAACUUCGAUUUCCGCAACAUGAGCAUGCACCAGAAGCCUCUAAGACAGGACUACUUCACCACGCGACCUGUCCGCGGCUCGUCACCGACUGCUACUCUUACAGCGGAUCUCAGUGCUAACUUCCACAUCGAUCAAAGCCCACAAGCACCUACGCCUCGGAGGUCGCUCUUCACAAGUGAUCUGCUCAAUCAGCGUACAGAGAACCAUGGUCAACUCGACACUCCGCCGAUUGCGAUCGAACCUGCCAUGACUCCCCCGAUUCCUUCUUCAUCUCCCUACUUCGACUCUAUGGACAUCUCGCCCCUGCCGCACAAGCUUCCCCACUUUGUCGCUCAGAUCACCCUUCCUUCGCCGACGCCGGAUUGCAUGGACUUCCCGCUACUGGACCCGACGGAGACGCCGAACAUGCUACCUGUACAGCCUCCGCCGUUCCUCCAGCUUCCUGAACGGAGACGACCUGUCACACGACCUUCUCUCUCACGACCGAAGGCUGCUUCUGCCAACAACAUUCUCCUCAGACCAAGUAGCGCUGAAACACAGGUCUCGCCUUUCCGCUUCGGCAAUGUCGCAUCCAGUGGCUCAUCAAGUCCAUCGAUGCCUAUUGUGCUAGACAGCUUCACUGAAUCGCCUGUUGACGACCUCGUUCAGACGUCGAACAUCGGCUCUAUGCUCCCGCCACCGCGCCGACCUACAGUUGGCACCUCGAGUCGGUGCAAUGGCUCGCCUUCAUCCGGACACAUUCGCAAGCCUUCUGGUGGCAGACCUGCUUUCGUACGACCUCAGAGGAAAUUGAUCCGGAGAUCCUUGAGCAUGUUCCAGCAUCCCACUGACGUUAUGAAGGAGGAGCAGGCUGCCUUCGAGCGCCAGCCUAGUAUGCCCUCCUCCAUCAUGGACAUUCAGCAAGAAUAUGUUCCCAAAUUGCCGAGCUUUGUUCCUGAAGGCGAGCCAGACAGCCUUCCUCGCAUCACCCCCGAGACGAUGGCGGAUGUGCUCGAUGGUAAAUUCAGCGCUCAGUUCGCUCAGACUCGCGUUAUUGACUGCCGCUUUGAAUAUGAAUACAACGGUGGUCACAUCACCGUUGCAGAAAACCACAAUGACAAGGAGCAUCUGGCAGCAAAGCUCUUCGAUGGCACGAUGCCAGCAAACUCCCUCCUCAUCUUUCACUGCGAAUACUCCGUCCACCGCGCACCGCUCUCUGCCAAGUUCAUCCGCAACCACGAUCGCAAGGUCAACGCUGCCCAAUACCCCUUGCUCACUCACCAAGAAAUGUACGUCCUCGAUGGCGGCUACAAGGGCUUCUACGAGCGCUUCCCAGAGAAGUGCGAAGGCUCAUACGUGGAGAUGAACGACGAACGUCACGAACUCGCCUGCGAGCGAGGCAUGGCCAAGGUCAAAUCUCAACGCCAAAAGCUCUUCCGACACUCGACCUUCGCGUUUGGUGACACCGCCGGUCACGAUGCCGAGAUGGAAGAUUCACCUUCGGCACCCAGCGGUGCUGCUGGUCGCAUGGCAUUUCGGAGUCACAGCUCGUUCGAAAUGGGCUCAUCGCCAUCCUCUUUUGACAGCUUAGCUGUCGCAUCGCCGCUGGGAAAUCCCUUCCAGCGACGCUUGGCAUCAUACUAA
Messenger RNA from Dissoconium aciculare CBS 342.82, 1734 nucleotides. RefSeq names its product putative cdc25-like protein tyrosine phosphatase. Lineage: Eukaryota; Fungi; Ascomycota; Dothideomycetes; Mycosphaerellales; Dissoconiaceae. The record is from RefSeq and is a predicted model, not a curated record. Gene Ontology annotation, cellular component: nucleus; cytoplasm. Gene Ontology annotation, biological process: positive regulation of G2/M transition of mitotic cell cycle; G2/M transition of mitotic cell cycle; positive regulation of G2/MI transition of meiotic cell cycle. Gene Ontology annotation, molecular function: protein tyrosine phosphatase activity. The transcript is spliced from 4 exons. Bases 1 to 1734 code for a protein of 577 amino acids.